AUGUCAAAUGAUGUAACUUGUAGAGUGUUGCUAAAGAAUUAUAAUGAUAUCAAGAAUCUAACUCUUGGUGAAACUGCUCCAGAUUUCGAAUACAAGUGCACUGCCUACCAGUACUGCUGUUACAACUACACAGUUCCCCACAGCCCCUGGUGUUGUGAUGCCAGCUACACUCUCCCCUAUAAAGAUUGGUAUCUGUGGGUAAUCCUCUCAUUGAUCACGAUCCUGAUAUGUGCUCUGUUCUUCUACUUCCGGUUUUACCAGAAACGUCAGCUAGAACGCCGGAUACACCGGGCUAAACUGGAGCUGGAGGCUCACUACAGACCGCUGGGCCACCAGAUUGCAAUCAGCAGAAGAGACGUCGAGGAUGACGACAAGAGUUGGACUACAGAAGAUCCACCUCCCUGCUACAACGACAUCAUGGCAUCUCCACCUUCCUAUUCAAGCAACAAAAACAUAGCUACUUCCUUCCAACGAGAUGCAGCCCCGACCCAAUCCAAUGCGUCUCCUUCUCUCUCCAGUGCCAUGCGCACUGCCAUCCACCCCCAAGCAGCAGCUUCAUCUUCAUCGGGAGUUUCUCGUAAUGCCCCGCUAUCAUACUCGCCUCUAGUGGACAAUAGCAGACGCCAGUUACCUCGGGUUAGAGAUAACAGUGGACCCUACUCUAGAUAAGCUUUGUUUUGUAAUAAUGUUAGGAGGUUUUUUGACCGAAAUGGGGUCGGUUAAAUGUUUGCAGCGGUGGUGUUGGUUUGACAGAAGGGAAGAAAUGUGCUCAUGUCAUGAGUUUUUUAUUUGUAAUGGAGCAAUUAUUGAUGUGCUUUUAACAAGCCGUGUUUUCAUACCUAGCCAGGACUAGCAGGAUUUCUUAUUGAAGGAAUUUUAUAAUUGUAAAUAUUAAUAGUCUCAUUCAAAUGCCGCAAUUACUUAUUCUCAUUAAUUUUUAAUUGACGUCAUGUUACCACGGAAAUGUUGUAUUGAGCAACUUGUUAAACUCAAGUUUUGAAUGAACAAGACCGUUUUCAUAUUACUCUUCAGGGGGUUUCUAAAUGAUUACGCUAAUGUAACCUCUACACAAUAUCUUUGUGUAAAAGUGAUUCCAGAGGAAUUCUAAAAAUGGCCGAGAAAUAAUAUAUGUCAACGCCGCCUAGUAUAGUGUAAAUUACAGGAGGAUCAGUAUUUAAUGGCUUAAAAUAUUAUUGAGAUUAUUUGUUCAAUGUUAAAGAUGUUUAAAAAACCACUUGCACUGCACUGUGUUAUGUUGCCUAAAUAGUGUCUCACCCAAAUGUUGAACAAAUAUGUUGAGAAUGUCAGGUAUUUUGACCUCUAAAUUGUGUAUAGCCAAAGUAACUUCAACACGAUAAUAUGCGUUAUAUUAUUAUCAAGCAUUUUUAUAUACCUGACACCCAAGCUUUUUGUACUAUUAUCCUUUUUCACGCAUCUUUGAACGUAUUUCCCAGUUUUAGAACUGUUAAAAUGUAUUUUGACAGUAAGAUUAUUCUGACAUUGUUUUUAACGCUAGAUAUUUUACUCCAUUCGUUCAGAUUAUCUGUAGAGAAAAUGAGAAGCAGACAAUUUUUCUUGAGAUAACGGGACAUUUCUAUAAUAUCCAAUGUUUUUGAAAAUGUUAAUUGUACACAGGAAGAUAAAAUCAUUUCAAAUUGUAUGUAAAACAGACUUUUGUUUAUUCGGUUUUGUUGAAAUGAUGAAAAUAACAAUUUGACUCUGUUAAGAAAUGUUUUUUAACUCAUUAAUGGACUGAAUCUUAAGGUUUGCUGAAUGGUAAUAUUGUUGAAAGUAAAGUUGUGGAUUUUGAGUAAGCGUCUGGAGUGGUUCAGUGGUUGGGUGAGCUAAAUAUGAUCAAAUAUCAGACGGUACGAUAUACUAUGGGCGUAGUUCGCUGCCACUGGUAACAUUUCAAUUAGAGAGAAAAUCCCGAAAUUUCCAUAAUGUUCAGUGCACACUACUUACCUCCUGAUUCGGAGCUGCUAUUCACGUAUUAUAUGAUUGGAUUGUUGCAGAAAUGGCAUUUAUCGAGAGUUACCUAGUAUAGUUCAUUGUCCCUCUGUCCCACUGAGGUUGCAAAUUUCAGUCUUGGAUGGAAGCGGCGUAGUUCUUGGUGUGGUCACGCGCCCUAUUUAUGGUACGUAACGCGCAUGCAGGAUCGAUAAAUAAAAUUUGUUCCUGAGCUAGCUGGGCCCAUGGGCUGUGUUUUUAUUUUACCUGAAAUUGAUGAUCGAAGAAUCACGAAUUAUUAAGAAUGAAAUCGGUCGAUUGCCUUACCCAUUCAUUCACGAUCGACGAUUCAUUGAGAGGCAUUACCCGUACUAACGAUGCGAUAAACCUUUAACCUCACCUCAUUAGACAGACUUUUACAUGUUGUUGUAUUAGUUGUAGUAUAUUUUUCAAAAGGGAUCAUAAAUUCGUAAAAAACUCAACACUUAUUUUG
Bolinopsis microptera is the source of this 2443-nucleotide messenger RNA. RefSeq lists its product as uncharacterized. Bases 1 to 669 code for a protein of 222 amino acids. The transcript is spliced from 4 exons. NCBI's taxonomy places the organism in Eukaryota, Metazoa, Ctenophora, Tentaculata, Lobata, Bolinopsidae. The record is from RefSeq and is a predicted model, not a curated record.